AUGGCGUGUGCGCCUCUACCUCGUGAGAUCAUAAAAUGGCUUCAAGGUCUGGAUCUCUCGUUCAGCAUCAAGAACCCAAAACGGGAUCUGAGCAAUGGUUACAUUGUGGCAGAGAUCUUGUCCAGAUAUCAUCCUCAGGAUGUGGACAUGAACACGUACGAAAAUGGCUCCAGGUUGGAAGCAAAGGUUGACAACUGGGAGCAGUUGUACAAGCUUUUCAAGAGGAAGGGCAUAGGCAUCUCCAAAGCAGAGUUUGAUCCAGUCAUACACUGUGCGCCGGGUGCGGCAGUAAUGCUCAUGCACAAGAUUUACACGUUCCUUACCAGAUGCGUAGUCCAAGCGCACGCGCCAAUCCAGGAGCUGGUUAACUUCCAGCAUGAGCUGCCGUCGUUCAUGCGGGACACAGCCUCCAAGCGUCUGAAAGAUCCGGAAAUAGCCCGGAUUCAAGACAACGUGGAAAGGACCAUCGUUGCCAUUGACACGCUGGGCGUUUUCCACCAGGAGCGUCGCGCGAUCAAAGCUACGGAGGCUCCUGCUUUGAUCAGGCAAGAACGAAGAUUGAGGAUGGGCUUGUCACAGGAGGAUCAAAGUCACGACAUAAACCAGACGGAUUCUGUCGUAGUUGACGAAGUGAAGGUGAAGGCACUUCAAACAGGAAGUGCUCAGCUUCGAAAAACUGAUGAAAAGAACCAAGAGGCGCCACCGCCGGUUGCGACCUCGAGCCGGACCUCUCUGCUGAAGGCAGUGAGCAGCCCUCAGACAUGCUGUGCAGCGCUGGCCGGCCUGCAGCAGAGCCAGGCCAUUGCCAAGCCAGCUACCGAGAUCAUGCGGCCAUUGGUUUUCUCCAUCAUUCAAGAAUCCGAGGAGUUUUCGAAGAUGAUCGACACCAAGAAAGAGGACAUCGUAGUUGCCUUCAUGGAGCAGUGCCGAGAGGGUGUGAGAGAUGCCCCGGGCCGAGAUGUCCAUCGAGACUUGAAUGGAAUUGCGGCCCCACCUUUAGAGUUGCGGAUGCGUGAGAUCGAGGAAACCUCAGUCCGCGUUUUCGAAACCCUGGCAAAACGCGCCGAACUGCUGGUGGACUCAUUGACCAAGUCACCACCGGAAUUUUGGAAGGUGUGGACAACCUUUUAUCCAGCACUUGCCGACUUCUCGGAGUCCAGCCCGAUCUUCGAGAGCGCUCUGUAUUUUUUCAAGAGGCUUGGUGAACUCAUGCGCGAGCAAGAUGCACAAUUGACCCAGCAGAUGAUGACAGAGGUAGCUCUGGCUUCGCUGGCCAAGGAACUAGCACGAUCUCCUGAGAAGCGAGAGCUCUUGUGCGAAGUGAUUUACUGCUUUGUCCAGGAGGACACGCUGAAUCAUAUCCUGACAUUGCGUGCGCUGAAAGAGAAGGUUGGCGACGACAUGGCAGUGUAUGUGCCCUGCUUAUCAAGCUUGGUCAAUCUUGAUGGCCAAGCCGGUCUUCUGGACGAACAUCUUCUGGAUCUGUAUAUAUACUAUGCGUUGAUGGCAAUACAAAGUCCCAAGCCCAGGGUGCGGGUGGCCGGACUGGCGAUCAUUUGCAGCGUGACCGGUUGGUCUUCACAGCAUCAGCCGGUUGUGGCGCUGCUACCGCAUUUUUCUGCUCUUGCAAACGAUGAGUGGUGGGAGGUCCAAGCUCAGUUGCUGCGACUGUCGGCGAAACUUCUAGGCAGGCUGUCCACGGAGCGGGGUCAUGCAGCUGUCCUGGGACCCGAAGAUGAUGGCAGCGCUAGUGGUGCCAGCAGACUCGAAGAUGGAGGGGAGGCGAGUGUGGAAGCCGUCAUUGAGGAGAUUUUGUCUAUAGUCAGUCGGCUUUUCGCUGUGAGCAACUCCAAGAACGUUCUGCAGGUGGGGCUCUCCGCACUUGUGCACGUGCUGCCUGAUUAUCCCAACUUGCUUCCAGUCUUUGUAGCUGUGUUGCUUGGGCAGACACCAGCCCUACGGCAACGGCUUCUGCAGGAGGUCGAGGGCGAUGACAAAGCAGGGCACACGUACGUUCAUGGCAACUUCACUUGUACCUACGAGGAGACGUGCUUGCCAGAGAUUUGGCCACAUCUGGACAUUGCGAAGACGUUGACUAUGCAGCUCGAGGCAAGCCCACCCGAGCGUCUCGAGAUAGAGCAUCUCGAGGUGCUGUUGGCCAGCCUGCCUUUCUUCUUCGAUGAGGACGAAGCAGAUGAAUGGCUCCAUAUCUUCGAGAAGGUGAAGCGAUAUGUCUUCACGACGUUGGUGGAUCCACAACUGCAUCUGCUCAGUACCCAAAUCAUUCGCAAGUUCUGGGCAAGCGGUGUCGAGUCCAUUGCAGCGAAGACCCGGGAGAAUUCCUUGGACAUGAUGGGGGAGACCCUCAGUAUGCUCUAUGACGGCUCAGAGCGUGUCGAGGAAGCUUCGGUCAUCGUCUUCCUUCGUGAGAUGCGAAGUCGCGAUGAGGAUACCCAAGCAGAGGUGGAUCGAAUGAUCGACCGUUUCGCGGAGUCCCACCCAGACAAGUACCAGGCGUCCCAACUCCACACAGUGUCCCAGGACUGA
This is a messenger RNA of Symbiodinium natans, 2547 nucleotides long. NCBI's taxonomy places the organism in Eukaryota, Dinophyceae, Suessiales, Symbiodiniaceae. The record is from the annotation of a GenBank genome assembly.